Messenger RNA from Coregonus sp. 'balchen', 1904 nucleotides. The record is from the annotation of a GenBank genome assembly. Lineage: Eukaryota; Metazoa; Chordata; Actinopteri; Salmoniformes; Salmonidae.
GAUGAGGAUUUCACUGGGUUUGGGACUGAAUACCGGCCUACACUCUCAGCACACAAUAUCUCUGAAAGUAAGUAGGCUAAUGAUGAACAAUAAUGUGAAAUAUCAACUGUGCUCAGUAAUUCUCACAUUUCCUAGCAGAAAUAUGAAGUAGCCUUCAUGUUUGCCAUUUAUAGCUUUGGUAUCAUACCUAAUAAUAUGCAUGAUCAAGUUAUUGUCUGACAUUGGUCUAUUCAUAUUAAUACACUUUCCCUGUCUUGUUUCUAGGCAGGCCUCUCCAAUUAUCAUUAUUGAAGCCAGAAAAGCCUCCCCCAGCUCCAGAACUUACAGCAAAGCUUGAGAAAAGUGGAGGGAAGUGCUCCGAUGAAGACCCUGAGGUUGGAGAGGGUCAGGAAGAAGAAAACGCUGUGAAACCCAAAAUAAUUGCAGAACUGGCAGCCCAAAAAAAGUCCCCCAGUUCGGGGGUUAAAUCUACAGGAAAGCAGGCUACUGGGACAAAGGCAUCAAAAGGCAAGGGCAGUGCAAACUCAAAUGGUUCCAACAGGAAAAGGGGAAGCAAGGUGGUGGAAUCGUCUUCAACAGCCAGAAAGGGGAACAGGCAAGGCCAAACAACAAAGGUGGGCAGGGGAGGCUCAGGGUCCAGCACAGCCCGACCCCAAACCAGCAGAGACAAGCAGGGCAAACUGGUGUGGACCCUGACAGUGGUCAAAGGCAAAGGGAAGGCCUCCAAGAGCAAAGAGUCCGGUGAGGUAACAGCAGACAAAACUGAAACAGACCAAGCUGAGCCACAGAGGUCUGGGAAGAGGAGAAGAGGAUCUCAGCAAGACCAAACAGGGCAAACUGGUGCGGACCCUGACAGUGGUCAAGGGCAAAGGCAAGCUCAGUCUAGAACUGGACGGAAGACCACCGAUCUCCACACCGCCUCUCAAGGAGUAGCACUGUCCCCUAGACCUGUGAAUAAGCAGCAGCAGAGGAGGAGUGUGUCCAAGGGAACAGGGGAAUCCCUUGAGGCUGGAGCUGAGAUGGAGCAGGAGCCAGCAAUGUCCCAGGAAAGAAAGAAACCAGCACCGUAUAAGCGCAAGUCCAUAUUUGGCCUCAGGAGGAAGCCGGGGAAUGUGCAUAGGCUUAGUCCGCUAGAGUCUGUUGAGAAACGCUUUCGUCGUAAGUUUGUCUUCUACACCUACGUGCCAGAGUACCUCCCAGCCACAGUGAAGCAGGAGGGAAAGGAGCAGCAGCCGUCCCCUGAAGAGAUCGGACAGGGAGCCAGCAGUAACCUCUCCUCGCCUGUGGUGAGCGCCAGGUCUUCACGUGUCAUCAAGGCACCCAAGAGGUUCCUCAAUGACGAGAUAAUAUCCUGGCCCAGGGGCUCCCUGAAAAAGAAGAGCCAAGACAAGGUGAAGGAGGAGGAUGCCAUGAGCCUAUCCUUUUAUGAUUCAGACAAUGAUGACGUUGAACACGUGUCUCGAACUCCAGGUCAAAAUGAGUUCAAACCUAAAGUUGCCGGCUCAACUGGUAAAAAAACACUUCAGACAAGCCUGUCAUCAACCCUUUCUGUGAAGGACUCAACGCUCAGCCCAGGCUCAUCCCACCUCGAGGUCUACGAGAGACUCAAGAAGCUGACCCUCAGCCUGGCCCAGAAGAAGAAGAAAGGCCUUAGUGCUACUGAGGAUGAAACGGCAGAAGAAGAAGAAGCCCAGGAGGACCUGAGUUUGACCUCACCGGUUAGGAAGAGAGGGAGGUCCAAGCUGAAGAUGGAGGACCUCAACUCUCCCGGGGUUGUGAGGAAACUGGCAGUGCUGGUCAGUAACGCUGCUGCUGCAUCCCAAGCUGCAUCAUCUGAGACUCUGGAGGAGGCAGCAAACGACACAGACCAUUUCCAAGGUAAGGCAUUUUGUGUGCUCAGUUAA